GCGCCUGUUGAGCUACCGUGGGAAAAUGCUAAUUGGUCGCGCUAAUGAGCUCGAUGUUUGGAAGAUUGAACUCACCCCCCCUCCUUUCGCGACCCCUUCAUCUGCCUCGAGUCCCUCACCCCUCUGGCUAUUUGAGACGCGUUUCUUACUGCAUAUUACACGUGUAAAGACCUUCACUAUGUCCGAUCUCUAUACGGCCCUCCGUUUAUCACCCAGGAAGAAGCGUACUCUGCCAGAGGAUGAUGACAACGUCCUGACUCCCAAGAGGCUUAGACACGCCCCGCCUACCCCUCCUGCGACAGUGACGCGGAGGACGGUCAAGGCCAAACCCGCUGCGACACCCUUACCAUCCCAUUUAGCACGUCUGCAUACACUUCAGACAGCACUCCAACACGCUCUUUCACAUGCACUCGCGACUUGUGCAAUAUCACCAACUUCAGAUACCGGCAUUGUCCGCAAUGUCCUAAAUCAUCAUUCACUCAGCUCGUACUCGGGCUUAACCACUAAAUUCGAAAUUGACGACUUGAAACGAUUAUGCUGGCUAUGGGAGUGGGAUGGUGAAAAGUUACCGUCUCCAGCUUCCAAACUUAAGACCAUCGCUUCCAGUGACGAUGGCGAUAAGAACCCGUUCCUCGAUGAUGACCCUGCACCUCUUCCAAAACCCUCUGAGGAUGAUGACAACCCGUUCUUGGAUGACAAACCUAUAGCUAAGAAAUCCUCCGAGGAUGAUAAUCCCUUUUUGGAGAGAAAGCCCGCGCCUCCGAAUCCGAAAGAUUGGAUGCGUAGGGCGAUGGGAUUUGUCGUCAGCCAAACCACGCACUUCUCAAAGUCUACUGGUACUCGUGUGCCCGCUUAUGGCAUAGGCAUCGAAGUCGAAAUGGAUAUUGACAAAGAUAUGGGCGAGGGAAUGGCUGCUGUAGCAAGAUGGACAGCUGCAAGCGAGGCUCGUCGGAACGAAGUGCGCUCAAAACUCAACCGAUGGGUAAAGCUGCAUGCUGGUCACGAGCCUAUUCACAACCUACCCCUUGCGGACCUUCCUCCUCUUCCAACUCCUGCGAAACCUUCUACCCUCACCCGACUACUUGCUUCAUCGUCGCCUAAAUCUCCCUCCUCCUCUAAGAUACUCGCGACACCUGGGUCUCCUACCCCUUCAUCUUCUCGAUCACCUACGAAGUCACCCACUAAACGACGUGACUUCGCUAUUCCUUUUCCUGUUACCCCUUCCAGUAGAACUGCGACCCCUUCCAAGAACUCUAUCUUGUUCCCUCAGACCCCCUCCCGACAUGGACGUUUGGAUCUGGCAGCUAGUCUGCUUACCCCUUCAACGUCUGGCUCCCGAACUCCCUCAACAUCUGGCUUUAGAACCCCUUCGACGUCUCGUCCUUCAACGCCAUCCCUAACUAAUACACCUUCUUCGUCAUCUUCAUUUUCUGUACCUUCCACGCCUGUUCAUCAACGAGGCUCAGAUGCUGUCACUGUACCACAAACACCCACUAGUUCAAGGCGUGAAGCUUUGUAUGAACGCGUACGGCAGCGAUCACUUCAAUCUACUCCAUCUAAGCACACUCCAGGAAUGGGUGGCAAAACACCUCGAAUGACUAAAGACCAAUUGAUGAAGUUGAGUCAAGAAGAAACGCGUAGAAAGUGCUUAUUGGGGCGCCUCGCUGGCGUCGCGGAAAGUGUCUGGAUGUUGUUCUCAAAUCCCUCUGGCUCGGCCGCUACUCCUACUAUUCGCAAACGGCGCACGCUUCCAGCUUCGGAGAUUGCAUCUGUAAUUCUGAAGUCAUCACCUGUACCAAUUUCGAUGGCAGAUGCUCAAGAAUCUCUGAAAUUGUUGACCUCACUCUGUCCGUUCUUCUUGCGUUCUAUAAACGUGGGUGGCGAAGAGUGGUUGGAGAUGCCUGCGCCUACUACGACCAAUGUUGCGGAGCCUUUAGCUAGCGCAAGCCCUCGAAAGAUGCCCAGUAGUCCCGGUCGCGUCCGGCGAAAGGACGAAAGCGCUGAAGAGCUCAGGACGAGAAGUCCGAAGACUGUGAAGCGAGAAGCUGGAGGUUUACGCGAAGUGCGCGAGAGGAUUCGCAGAGAGCUGGAACUGCACGACUGACUGUCGUUGUGGUUACGCUUAUUGUGCUGCUUGUCGAUGUUGGAUCUUAGAACAUGUACUUCGCCAUCUUGUAAGUCUGCAUAUAUUUUUAAACAUGAGCUCCCGCUAUCGCAAUGAUGAGUGUACAAUGAUAUGAGGUAUCUUGGUGCUGCUGCUGCUGUCAUGAACACCUGUUCAGGAAGUCCACCCAAAUAUCGUCCAACACGAACAACGCAGCCAUAUGACCGCCCUCUUCAUAUCUGCCAUGAGCAUUGGGCAUGUUCUUCACUAACCAUUCCCCCAUGCGAGUAUUGUCUAAAUCCUCCUUCGUCAUGACAACAAGGACAGGCUUUCGUGCGUGUUCCUCGUCCAGCCGAGUAGGGUCAUAUCCUCCCCAGUCAGAUUGGAAUACGUCGGCGACUGUCAAAAAUCCUUCCCAGGUAUUGGCUACGCUACGAUAGGC
This is a messenger RNA of Somion occarium, 2546 nucleotides long. Lineage: Eukaryota; Fungi; Basidiomycota; Agaricomycetes; Polyporales; Cerrenaceae. The record is from the annotation of a GenBank genome assembly.